AUGCAGAGCCGAGCACCAUUACUUGUUCGUGUUCAGACGCAGCAGCACACUAGUCAUCCUAAGAAAAAAGUUCCAGCCAAAGAGGAAGGUAAUGCUAUGCCUCUUUCUCCAGCCAAACCCUCCCCCAGCUUUAUUAAUCUUCAAGCAAGUUCCCCACCAGCCACUUUCCUGAACAUACAGACAACAAAGGUGCCCUCAGCCCAAGGAAUGUCUGAGACUCCUAGAAUGUAUGUGUGCCAAUCUCCAGCUUCAGAUCCAGCUUGCCUAACAACAGAUGGCUCUUGUGGAAAAUUUGCAAGCAUCCAUGACACAACUGUCUCCUGGGAGGGGAAGCAAGAACUCUUUCUCUUCUCUCCCAGCCUUAUCCCGCAAUCUGUUGUUAAGUCACUUGCCCCAGUUCAGUAA
This is a messenger RNA of Manis pentadactyla (Chinese pangolin), 405 nucleotides long. It is a transcript of the gene TSACC, whose product is annotated as TSSK6 activating cochaperone. The transcript is spliced from 4 exons. Gene Ontology annotation, molecular function: protein-folding chaperone binding. NCBI's taxonomy places the organism in Eukaryota, Metazoa, Chordata, Mammalia, Pholidota, Manidae. The record is from RefSeq and is a predicted model, not a curated record. Gene Ontology annotation, cellular component: cytoplasm. Bases 1 to 405 code for a protein of 134 amino acids.